Ornithodoros turicata is the source of this 459-nucleotide messenger RNA. RefSeq names its product zinc finger protein 600-like. The transcript has 2 exons. Gene Ontology annotation, biological process: regulation of transcription by RNA polymerase II. NCBI's taxonomy places the organism in Eukaryota, Metazoa, Arthropoda, Arachnida, Ixodida, Argasidae. The record is from RefSeq and is a predicted model, not a curated record. The coding region runs from base 1 to 459 and encodes 152 amino acids. Gene Ontology annotation, molecular function: DNA-binding transcription factor activity, RNA polymerase II-specific; RNA polymerase II cis-regulatory region sequence-specific DNA binding.
AUGCAUCAACUUUGCGAGUGCAUGCAGAGUGUUGCACAGGAGAACGGUUGCACAAGGCCACGAUAUGUGCACUUGGAUGCUCAUCGAGUGCGUACAAGUGCGACCUCUGCCCUGCAGAAUCCAGCCACAGUAUGUGCCUGCGCCAUCACAAGCACACACAUGGGCAACAAGUUUUACAAGUGUGAUCUCAGUUCAGAAAGAGUGGGAAACUGCGAGACCACAAGAGAACACAUGCGAGUGAGAGGCCAUACAAAAUUCAGUCAUAGGACAACUCUGUUGUGUCAUGAGCGAAAACACACGGGUGAGAAGCCCUGCAAGUGCGAUCUCUGUAUUGCAGAGUUCAGCUCUGGUGCGGGCCUGUUGUAUCACAAGCGAAAACACAGGGGCGAGAAGCCCUAUAAGUGCGAUCUCAGUACAGCGGAGUUCAUCCAGAGUUUUAGCCUGUCGCGCCACAAGUAA